This is a messenger RNA of Apiotrichum porosum, 288 nucleotides long. RefSeq lists its product as uncharacterized. The transcript has 2 exons. The record is from RefSeq and is a predicted model, not a curated record. Bases 1 to 288 code for a protein of 95 amino acids. Lineage: Eukaryota; Fungi; Basidiomycota; Tremellomycetes; Trichosporonales; Trichosporonaceae.
AUGCCCAUUGUGCCCGCUCCCCAGUCUACUUUGGCCUGGCGUCCACCCAUUGCCCGGCCAGAACGGCCGCCAAAGCCCAACACCCAGUCGGAACAUUCCAUUGCACGUCAGUGCAAGGGCAACCAGCUAUACGUCAACAGGUGGGGACCAGACUGGCAACUCGAAGGCCCCUCAGAGCUGACAGGUAUCCUCGGUGCGCCCGGCAACCAACCUGCCAGUUUGCUGGCGGCCCCUGAACAACGGCGUCGUAUGGUCGAAUUAAGUCCAUUUACCGGCGUCGGAAUCUAG